UUCUAGGUCAAAUGAUUAGUUCUGUGACAAGACAGCAUGACACUUUGAGUAUGACAGAAGCCCUGAUGCUGCAGCAGAGGCUGGGAAUAUUAAUGGCCAAAUGUAGAGAUCACAUGGUCUUCUAAAGAAGUCAUGGGUAGCUGUUGUAGCUGUCCAGAUAAAGAAACUGUCCCAGAUAACCACCGAAACAAGUUUAAGGUUAUUAACGUGGAUGAUGAUGGUAAUGAACUGGGUUCUGGCAUAAUGGAACUUACAGAUACAGAACUAAUUUUGUACACCCGUAAAAGGGACUCUGUAAAAUGGCACUACCUCUGUCUCCGUCGCUAUGGCUAUGACUCAAAUCUUUUCUCUUUUGAAAGUGGCCGAAGGUGUCAAACUGGACAAGGAAUCUUUGCCUUUAAAUGUGCCCGUGCAGAAGAGCUAUUUAAUAUGUUGCAAGAGAUAAUGCAGAAUAAUAGCAUAAAUGUGGUAGAAGAACCAGUAGUAGAAAGGAAUAAUCAUCAAACUGAGUUGGAAGCUCCAAGAACCCCUCGAACACCUACCACUCCUGGGUUCAAUGCACAAAGUUUACCUAAUGGCUAUCCCAGAUAUCCAUCUUUUGGAGAUGCUUCAUCACAUCCUUCCAGCAGACAUCCUUCUGUUGGAAGUGCACGCCUCCCCUCUGUUGGUGAAGAAUCAACACAUCCUUUACUUGUAGCAGAGGAGCAAGUGCACACUUAUGUCAACACUACUGGGGUACAAGAGGAAAGAAAAAAUCGAUCAAGUGUGCAUGCGCCACUGGAAUCAAAGCUUUCUAACACUGAAACGACUAAAGUGAAAGAAGAUCAGAUGUGUACUGAUGACAGAGAUGCUCAGGUUCUCCUGGAGCCUGAAGGAGUCAAGUUUGUUUUAGGACCAACACCUGUUCAAAGGCAGUUAAUGGAAAGAGAGAAACUGGAGCAACUUGGGAGAGACCAAGUUAGCGGCAGCAGCACAAACAACACUGAAUGGGACACUGGGUACGACAGUGAUGAACGUAGAGAAACACCAUCUGGUAAUAAAUUGGUGUAUGAAAAUAUAAAUAGGUUAUCAAUCCCUAGUGCCUCAGGGGUCAGGAGAGGUCGUUUGACAUCAACCAGUACCUCAGACACCCAGAACAUUAACAACUCUGCUCAGAGGAGAACUGCGCUGUUGAACUAUGAGAACUUGCCAUCCUUGCCUCCUGUUUGGGAAGCCCGCAAGCUGAGUAGAGAUGAAGAUGACAGUUUAGGACCAAAGACCCCAUCUCUGAAUGGCUACCACAAUAACCUAGAUCCAAUGCAUAAUUACGUCAAUACAGAGAAUGUAACAGUACCAGCAAGUGCUCACAAAGUAGAAUUUACCCGACGUCGGGACUGUACCCCAACAGUCUUUAACUUUGACAUUAGGCGUCCAAGUUUAGAACACAGGCAGCUCAACUAUAUACAGGUUGACUUGGAAGGUGGUAGUGACUCCGACAACCCUCAGACUCCAAAAACCCCCACCACUCCACUUCCGCAAACUCCAACCAGGCGCACAGAGCUGUAUGCUGUGAUAGACAUUGAAAGAACUGCUGCUAUGUCAAGCUUGCAAAAAGCACUGCCCCGAGAUGAUGGUACUUCUAGGAAAACUAGACAUAACAGUACUGACCUGCCUAUGUGAGCCUGGGAAGCGUUAAAUCAUUUGCACCUUUUGUGAAGUUUAUAAAAUUGAAGAUGCAAGUACUUUGCAUUUCUUAACACUAACGCCUUUUAUAGACUAAUAGAACUUUUUCUGCAUACUUCAUGUACUUGUCUAACUAAAGGGAAUUAAUGUAGAGCAAGUAUUCAUUUAGGUAACACUAUUUCAUUCUACAGUAGUAGUAAUUACCGCAUAGCAGCGUCACCACCUUUCACAGUGCCUCUUUAAAUUGAUUAGUGUCUGAGUGACAUGCCAGUGUUGAAUUUAUGAAUAUUCUGGUCUGGUGCCUAUACUCAUUAAUGGCAUUUAUAACACUUUUUAAAGCCUCUUGAUAUGUGCAUUAUUAGCAGGUAAACCUCAUCUUUCAAGAUACAGAUCUUCUGUUCAUUCCUCAUUGAAGUGGCUCCUCCAGAAUGAAAUGUAUGUAAUGCAUUAAUUCACUCAGUUUGACAUACACAAGAUACGUUGGUUCAUCUCAAGGGAUAAUAAACACCACAGCUUUUGUCUUUUUUUUUUUUUAAAGACCACAUGGGCAAGAAGGCCUCUGAUUCUCGAUAGUUUUCUUAACUUGUGUGAUAUUUGAGAGGUCACACUGAAGUUCAUUGAUCAGAGCUAUAAACGCAUCUAAACCCAGCCUUAAGCUCCUUCCACUAGAAGAGAAUUCUGAGUGGUGGAUCAAGUUCCCUGUGAAAUCUGGCAGAAUUUUAAUCUCUAAUAUUAGAGUU
Tauraco erythrolophus (red-crested turaco) is the source of this 2402-nucleotide messenger RNA. NCBI's taxonomy places the organism in Eukaryota, Metazoa, Chordata, Aves, Musophagiformes, Musophagidae. The record is from RefSeq and is a predicted model, not a curated record.